AUGGCGUCUACUUUUCAUUUCACGAAGGAGACUCCGCCAGACUCAAUGUUUAGCGAUUUUCAGGCGCUUAACAAGUUUAAGAAGGAGUUAUUCGACCAGCUGGUACAGAUUGCCUUCCAGUUCUUACUAGAACCCAGUAAGAGUGUGCGUUUGAUGACCCAACUUGAAGAGUUUGCCGAGGAGAACGGAGUCGUUAUUGGUGCUCUGAGGAAUGUUUUCAAAAGUUUGGUUUCAUUACCUAAUUCCGCACUCAAGAAAAGUCUCAGUGCAGCCCAGCUUCAGGAAGACCUGCAAACAUUAGGACUGUCCGAGGACAAGUCACAAGCUUUGGUCAGCCAGUAUGAAGCCAACCUGGCUGCAUUGUCUCGAGGGGCUCUAGGCCAGACCCUGAUGGUCAACCAGCUAGUGGAUAUAGAAUGGAAGUUUGGAGUGACAGCAUCCAGCAGUGAGCUUGACAAAGUUGGAAACACAUUUCUCCAGCUGAAACUCGUCAUCAACACAGGCAAUGGGACCAAAAAUGUUUUCUUGGAGCUGACAUUGCCCCAGUUUUACUCCUUUCUGCAUGAGAUGGAAAAGGCAAAAGCAAGUCUAGAAUAUCUAGGAUGA
Molecule: messenger RNA, 606 nt
Organism: Candidula unifasciata
Lineage: Eukaryota; Metazoa; Mollusca; Gastropoda; Stylommatophora; Geomitridae
Source: the annotation of a GenBank genome assembly